Molecule: messenger RNA, 1067 nt
Organism: Prunus dulcis (almond)
Lineage: Eukaryota; Viridiplantae; Streptophyta; Magnoliopsida; Rosales; Rosaceae
Product: mediator of RNA polymerase II transcription subunit 15-like
Exons: 3
Coding region: 375-1067 (230 amino acids)
Source: RefSeq, a predicted model, not a curated record
CUACCACACUGCGAUUUUCCAAGAAGCUCUCUUCUUUCCGUUAUUGCCUUUACACUAAUCCCAUAACACUACAGCAUCUUCUUCUCAUUGUUUUCAGUUUGGGCGGGAUGGAAAUCAGAUAAUUAAAGAAAAAAAAAGCAGAGGAUCCGUCUUGGAAAGUUCCUUUCUUUUUCUAUGUAAAUUCCUCAGUUUUCUCAGUAACCAAACAGAGGUGUUUAUGUCUCAAAGAAAAGCACUGGCUUAUUAGCUGUGGAAAUUGAGAGAGCAACAACUGGUUUCCUGGUUUGCAAAUACUCAUCGUGGAGAUUAGUCUUCUUCUGACCCAUCUUUAACACCUAGUAGUAAUCAUUACAGACCCUCCUUGAGUUCCAGGGAUGAGGCCCACUUCAGAAUCAGCAGAGUGGAUAUUUUUAGCCACUAACCUUGGCCUAGAGAUCUUGUCAGCUGCUUGUGAUCAGGCUUCCUCCCCAAGAAGACCCCACUUUGCGCUAUUUGGUAUGUUGUUGGCUAUUGCAGCUGUGUUCAUUUCCAUCGGGGAGCUAAUUAACAGAGGUAAAAGGGAAGGAGUUGUGUUGAGGAGACGGGGAAUGCUCUGGUGGUUUUAUCAUCAAUCACCUCCUCCAUAUACGCCUUUUGGUACUCUUCCUGAUAUUUAUGGAGUAGUUGCUGGCAUCUCACAGUGCAUUUGCUCUAUAGCUCAGUAUGUUUACUGCCUUCGGCAUGCUGAUAGUCCUUUCAAAGCAUCCCUUUUGCCUGCCAUAUUUCUUAUCUGUUUAGUUGGUUCAAGACUAAGUAAUAACCGUAUGAACGCCAGCACGGAAGAAACUUUGUUGCGUCCAAACCCGGAGAAUAAUGCACCUGCAAAUACACCAUCUCCCGAUAAUCAGGAGGAGCAGGAGCGGCUGCAACGGCUGCAGCGGCUGCAGGAGCAAGUGCGGGAGCAGGUGCGGGAGCAGGAGCAGGAGCGGCUGCAGGAGCAGGAGCAGGAGUGGUUACAGCGGCUGCAGGAGCAGGAGCAGGAGCAGGAACGUUGGAAAUGGGUUUUUGAGAUUUUAGUUGCCCGUUGA